Molecule: messenger RNA, 345 nt
Organism: Dentiscutata erythropus
Lineage: Eukaryota; Fungi; Glomeromycota; Glomeromycetes; Diversisporales; Gigasporaceae
Source: the annotation of a GenBank genome assembly
ACAAGAAGAACACCAAGCUCAAAGAAUACUUAAUGUUCUUUUCCCAAAUACUUCAAGACGAUCAUGGUUGUCAACCAAAAUAUCCGAACUCACGCAAGAAUUUUCAAAAUUUCAGUUGUCAUGUACUACCGUAUUUGCGCGUAAUAACGCACAUGGUACCGCACGAGCUGUUUUGCUAGGCAGUAAAGGGAUUGAGAAUCCUAACAACCCUAAGAAUGAUACUGAAACAUAUUGGAUAAAACUAUCUGAUGAAAUCGUAAAUUUGGUUUCUGCUCCAUAUAUACUUCUUGGAAACUCAGAAGGCUCUAUUUUGAAAAAGAAAAAAUGGGUCAAAAAGGUAGCAAG